AUGUCUUCCCCAGCGUUGGCAACUACGACUGAUAUUUCAACAGAUUUUCAAGCAUUUCAAGUACGUCCAGUUAUUAAAGAUUUUCGAUUAGCAGCUGAAUUAUUUGCAUCCAAUGGCGAUGUUGUUCUCAUAUGUGGUAAAGAAAAGCAAGAAAGACAAGGAAUGUUAUUAGUAGCAUAUGAAAUUCAAUCACGUGGUAGUGGAAACUUGAGUACUGAUUAUACAUCAGCGUCAACAGCAUCGGUUAGACUAUUAAAAGUUGUUCGUAUAAAUAAAAAAGCUGUGACACAAUUAGAAACGGUACCCAUAAUUAAAUUAGCUUUGUUAUUGGGUGAUGGUGUUUUGUCGCUGUUGGAUAUUGAUUCACUUGUUGAAAUGGCAACCGUACCGCUUCCAAAUUUGACGUUGUUUUCAAGUUGGUACGAUUCAACAGUGCAAUACGAAACAUAUUCAUUAGGUAGUAGUAAUAGUAACAAAUCGACAAAAUCUAGUACGUCGGCAGAUUCAUCUGAGAGUUUAACAAUUACUGAUAGACCAAAUGUGCCUUUUGAACUCCGUCUUGUUGUUGCUACAAAGAGAAAAGCAUUACUAUUCUUCUCAUGGUUUCCACAACAGCUACGUCUAGUUGAAAAUAAAGAACCGAACAGAGGCGUCUUCGAAUUAUGGGAACAACCGAAAACAUUAGCAUUAAGUAAAGAAAAACUAUGCAUCGGUUUGAGAAGAUCGUAUGCAAUAUGGAAUAUAUCGACAGGAAUAAUGGAAAAUGAAAUUCCAUUAAAUAGUCAAAUACCUUAUGAGCCUAUAAUAACAUCAUUACAAGAACGGCGUGGUUGGUGUUUACAAGUUGAUUCAAAUACAAUAUUUCUUGAUACAACUUUUUGUCCUAUGUAUCAAGAGGGUAUAUCAACGUGGAAAGAAAUUCCAUCGUCAAUUGUUCAAUCAUCACCCUACGUUCUUGGAUUAAUGUCAAAUUCAAUUGAUGUAUGUACAUUUAUUCCACAGUCCAUAAAAUUAUCGACAACAGCGACAACAAGCAGCAAUAUUCAACGAUUAUCUCCAUCAUCACUUGUUCAAAGUAUUCCAUAUAAAAAUGUUAAAGGACGUUUGUGGAUGGAUACAAAAAACGAACGUAUUUACGCAUCAACAUCAACUGAUGUCGUUAUCGUUGAACCUGUACCUGUGCGUAUACAACUCGUAAACUAUAUUGGAAUGUGUAAAUAUGAUUUAGCUCUAAUAUUAAUUAAAGCUGUUUUGGGUAAUAAUAAUAAUAUUUUACAAGAGGGUGAACGUACAAGAGACGGUCAUUGUCGUGGAAAUAUUGAUCAAAAAAAUUUAAUUAAAGUAUCAUCUCUUAUCACUAGUGAACAAUCAAAAAAUAACAAAGAAGAACUUGACAUGGAAAGUAUUCGUCGCUCAAGUCGUACUGAUAGUCAAACUGCAUCAUCUGAACAAUUUUUAUGGGAAGAAUACUAUAAAGUUGGUAUUAUGUAUGGCUUUCAAUUAUUUCAUCGUCAACAAUUUGAACAAUCAUUUGAACAAUUUACCGACUAUUUAGCUGAUCCAUGUGAAGUUAUUUCAUUAUUUCCAAGUAUGAUUGGUGAACGAUGGAUAUAUCAAAAUCAAUCAUUUCGUCAAUUUAUUCAGCAACAUAAACAUUUUUCACCACCAGUCGAUUUACUCGGUGUUCAAUUAGAUCAUGCAUUAAAACAAUUACAAGACUAUUUAACACACGUACGAUCUGUCUAUCAAAAAAUAUCAAGGUAUUCGAAUGAACAACAACAUUGGAUUGAAGUUGAAUCAUUAAUGAGAAAUCAAUUGAUAUUAAAAAAUGUUAAAGAUUUAUUGGUGGUUGUUGAUACAGCAUUGUUAAAAUGUUAUUUAUUAGAUAAUAAUAACACACUUGUUAAUUCAUUAUUAAGAGUGGAUAAUAAUUGUUUACAAUCUGAAGUUGAAUAUGAAUUAAAAAAACAUCGAAAAAUGGCAGAAUUAAUAUCAUUCUAUGAAAAAUAUGAUCGACAUCAAGAAGCUCUCGAUCUCAUUAUUAAAACAACUCAAAAUAAUGCAUCAAUAACAAAUAAAUAUGAGUCAAUAAUAAAAUAUUUAAAAAAAUUAGACAAUGAACGCUUAUUAUUGAUAUUUGAAUAUAUUAAACCAAUAUUGAAAGUAGCAAUAAACGAUAAUAAUGAACAAUUAAAACAGCAAAUAUUAAACGUGCUUGCGGAUGAGACUCAAGAUACAUCAAAUAAUAAUCUUCAAACAUCGCCACCAAUGACAGCGCCAAUUCGUUCAUCAAAACUUGACUGUUUGAAAAUAUGUGAAUUUUUAAAUGAGAUUAAUCCUGAUUUCUACAUUAUGUAUCUUGAUCAUAUUAAAUUCAGAGAUGAUAUUGAAAGUCAUAGACGAGAAAUACAUAAUCAAUUAGUUUAUGCUUAUUGUAAACAUAUUAAACAAUUGACUGAAAAAUUAAAACCAUUAGAAAAAACAAAUGAAGAACAAAAAAUUUCAGAUAAUGAUAUAAUGAACAGUACGUCUACCUCCACCCACGGUUUAGACAUGUUGACGGGAAAUGAGUUAAAAGUUGUUUUAGGAUUAAAACGUCAAUUAAUCCUGUAUGAAGACAAAUUGAAAGACUUUCUAUUAGAUUCUCGAUGUCGAUGUGAUUAUGAAAAAAUGGAAGCCUAUUUUUUAAAAGAAAAUAACGAUAAUAAUUAUUUAUUUAAUUUAAGUUAUGGUAUUGUACUCGGUAAACUAUCAAAACAUGAGCAAGCAUUAGAAGUAUUUAUUCAAAAUGGUUACUAUACAGAUGCUGAAAAUUAUUGUGAACAAAUAUAUAAUCAAGGACAAGUUAGUUUAGCACGAGAUUUAUAUCGAAAAUUAUUAGAAUGGUAUUUACAUAAAACAGAUACAGAGCACAAGGAAACAGCAUUAAAAACGAUUUUACGUAUUGUUGAUACAGCAUCGGAACGUUUGGAUCCUGUACAAACAUUAGAAAUUUUACCUAAUAAUUUAGAAUUAAAAAGUAUUCGACGAUUUUUAGAACAAUCAAUACAAACAUGUUCAAAAACAAAACGAACAAAUCAAUUACAACGAAAUUUAUUAUUUUUACAAUUAUUACAAGUACAAAAAACGCGUAUUCAAAAUGAAUAUUAUUCAUUUACAAUGAAUAAUGAUACAAAAUGUGAUCAAUGUGAUUCACCUAUAUCACCACAGCAAGCCGUCGUUCGAUUUCCACAAAAUCGUCUUGUUCAUUUAUUUUGUCGAGCAAAAUAUGAAAAUAAAAUGAAUGAAACUAGUUAUAUGACAAAACGACGUUAA
Didymodactylos carnosus is the source of this 3315-nucleotide messenger RNA. Lineage: Eukaryota; Metazoa; Rotifera; Eurotatoria; Philodinida; Philodinidae. The record is from the annotation of a GenBank genome assembly.